Molecule: messenger RNA, 1182 nt
Organism: Rhagoletis zephyria (snowberry fruit fly)
Lineage: Eukaryota; Metazoa; Arthropoda; Insecta; Diptera; Tephritidae
Source: RefSeq, a predicted model, not a curated record
UUUUUUGUAGAUAUAAAAACCGUGUGAAUACAAGACAAUUAGGUGCCAGAACAGCAAAUACAAGUAGAAUGAAAAGCCGCGUUGCUUUGAUUGGACCUUUGGUCACCACGCUUCUUUUGUUGGGCGCCACUGCCAACGAAAUCCGUCAGCCGCAUUUGAAGAAUGGAAAAAAUGUGCUUUUGCAAAUAGUUACGCCCGAAGAAAUGAAUAAAAUACUUAACGAAAAUCCGGACGCUAUAGAGAUGACUGCAACAAGGACUCGGGUUGAAGGUCGUGAAAUGCAAUCACAAGGCAAAGCUCAAAUCACUUAUACUUUGGGUACCGCAAGAGCUCCAGGUGAUCGCCUCGUAUCGAGUGACUCGAGCACAAAUGACUUCAAUGUUCCUACUACCUUGACUGCCAAAACGCGUUAUCCUAGCAGUGGUACGGGUGCAGUUGUUACAUAUGUUCAAAUCAAUGUGUACCAAAGUAAUGAUAACGGACGUGCUUAUGUGACAUCUGGUGGCAUUGGUUCGACACACAUUGCGGUGGCAGUGGAAGCGGUGAAAACUUAUUACUUUGAUUUUUAUUCAUAUAUUUAUGGGAAAUAAAUUAAGAGUAUGCAAAUGACAGGGCAAGGAAUGCAUGGAAAUUAGGGUGGUGCUCAAAAGUUAAGAUUUCUUUUACGAAUUUUUAGGGGUCGCCAACAGGAUUUACAAACAUUUAAAUUUUUUUUAAAUGAAAAAACUCGACAAACAUUUUAAUUAUAACCUGAUAAGUUCGGCAUAUUACUCAAACUUAUUCAUAUUAAUUUAAGAAAUCGCUGAUUUAUAGCUGGGCAAAGUAAAAAUUUUGGCGAUAUUUUGCUAUUAAAAUAUAUUUUAAAAUUUUCGUGGAAGUGUUUAUUUUGUACGCAGAACAAAACAAAGGAGUUCACCAUGAUAUUUUUAUUUUUAAGGACCAAGCUUUUGAAUGUUCAUAAAAAAAUACAUAACCAAUAAAUAUAUGUAGGUUAUUGCCGUCGUUUUUCAACCUCAUUUUUUCCCGGUUUUCAUAAAUUCAAAGCUGUGCAUAUCAUUUUAAAACUUAGUAUUUAUUGCAGUGGCUGUCGCAGGACUACUUAUACAUGUUUUUCUUUAAUUAUUUACAAUACACUAAUUACAUUAAAUGUACAUAUUUAAAGGUUUUUACUUAUAUUCAUAU